AUGACGCAGCUCUGUCGGAAAAUCGUCCGGCGGAGGAUAGUAGAGAGGGUCGCCGUUUUCCGGCGAAUCUUAAGGUUAAUUUGGGAGAAAAUCCGGAUGUGCUCCACAGGGAUGCCUCAUAAUAGGUACACAAAAUUGUUCCCAGAAAAAAUCCCCUUUUCACCUCCGCCGUCGUCGGAAGAAAGCGAAAAAUGGGACCUCAAUACCACCACCGGCAGCUAUGGUUAUGAGGCCGACUCCGAUUUAGUCUCCUUGAAGGUCACUAUACUGGGCGAUUGCCACACCGGAAAAACCACCUUCAUGAUGAAAUAUGGGGGAGAUGAAAAUGAAAAGAGGAGCUUGCAAAUGAAAGGGCUAAAUGUAAUGGACAAAAUUAUGGGUGUUGAAGGUGCAACAAUUGCUUUCACAAUAUGGGAUGUUGGAGGUAAUUUCAUAAUUGGAUGGUACAGUGAAGCAAGAAAGUGGAAUCAGACAGCAAUUCCUGUACUAAUAGGGACCAAAUUUGACGAUUUCGUUCGACUCCCACCGGAUAUCCAAUGGACCGUUAUCACUCAGGCACGAGCAUAUGCAAAGGCCAUGAAGGCAACCUUAUUCUUUUCCAGUGCAACACAUAACAUAAAUGUAAACAAGAUCUUUAAGUACAUCAUUGCCAAGCUCUUUAACUUGCCUUGGACAGUACACAGAAAUCUUACUAUAGGAGAACCCAUUAUUGACUUCUAA
Molecule: messenger RNA, 720 nt
Organism: Striga hermonthica
Lineage: Eukaryota; Viridiplantae; Streptophyta; Magnoliopsida; Lamiales; Orobanchaceae
Source: the annotation of a GenBank genome assembly